Messenger RNA from Scophthalmus maximus (turbot), 3993 nucleotides. RefSeq names its product myelocytomatosis oncogene homolog (gene mych). Gene Ontology annotation, molecular function: RNA polymerase II cis-regulatory region sequence-specific DNA binding; DNA-binding transcription factor activity, RNA polymerase II-specific; protein dimerization activity. NCBI's taxonomy places the organism in Eukaryota, Metazoa, Chordata, Actinopteri, Pleuronectiformes, Scophthalmidae. Gene Ontology annotation, biological process: regulation of transcription by RNA polymerase II; positive regulation of cell population proliferation. The record is from RefSeq and is a predicted model, not a curated record. Bases 500 to 1621 code for a protein of 373 amino acids. The transcript is spliced from 3 exons.
CCCGGCUCUCACCGCGGACUUGCCCGUUGUCGCGGUCGCCGCCGGUUUUCCCGCGCGGACUCGGUCGUCACGGCGAGCGACGGCGGCGACACCGGCGCCGGUCGCGGUCGCCGCCGACCACCGGUUGCCGGUUUUGGCAUUUUGGCGCGGUUUUCUCCCCGUCUCGCCCCCCGUGGCGGAGGGACACCGCGGGCCGAGUCUCGUCGCUCGUAUAACAGCCGUGCGCAGCCGACGGCCACACCCACUCUGUCUGAGCGAGGCGGCGGCGGAGGAGACUGUCACACGCACGCGCGCACACGCACACGCACGAUGCUUCCCUGCUGCAACUUCACUCUCAGACGCAGACGUUGUCCCUCGAGCACGUUCUUCUAGCUCGUCUUCGCCCCGGUUGUGGACUUUUAUUGGGAUUCUUUUUCCUGCCCCGGACGCCCUGUUUCCCUUUUCUUCACUUGUGAAUCGCUCCGCAGUUAAAGGACAGUUGAAGAUUCCGCAAGCAAACAUGUUGCAAAGCUUCGCCCAGUCGCAGGACUGGCUCUACUCGGAGCCGCCGCUCUUCGACGACGAGUUCUUCCAGAGUCUGGUGAAGGACCUGCAGUCGCUGCCGACGCCGCCCCAGUCCCCCCCCACCAAGGCCGGGCUGGCCGGCAGCAAGCCCCUGUCCAAGGAGGACCAGCUGAGCUACGUGUCGGACAUCCUGCUGGAGGACCAAGACAUGCAGCUCAACUGGAACAGCGACUUCUUCCACGCCGCCAGCGCCGUGGGGAAGCCGGGCGAGCCCGGCAGCCAGCCCUGCUCGCCGCUGGAGGAGGCCGACGAGGACUGCCUGUGGCAGUGCCUGGCCUCGGACAAGUGCCUGGAGGAGAAGCUGGCCGCCUCCGUGCUGGGCUCCAGCCCGCUGCUGUCCGACAUCGACACCAGCAUCUUCGAGGAGAUCGCCGGCUCCACGCUGGACUGCCAGAACCUGAUGGAUGCGCAGGAGCCCUGCAACGAGGCCACGUCGGACUACGGCUCGACCGGCGGCGAGCUCUCCAACUAUUCGUCCAGCGACUCUGAAGAGGAGAUCGACGUGGUGACGGUCGUCCGCUGCACCUCCAGCCCUUCGCCGUCCGUCCGCCAGCAGCGGCUCGAGGAGGAGCAGCGGGCUCUCAAGCGCCACAACAUGGAGAUCCACCUGCAGCACAACUACGCGGCGCCCUGCCCCGCCUCGCCGCCGCCCUCGUCCAAUAAGCGCUCGCGAGGGAGCGAGCGUUACCACUCGUCCCGCAGCUCCUCCGCCUCGUCGCUGUCGUCCUUGUCGCGGUACCACCACAACAACAACCACCACCACCACAACUCGUCCCGGAACCCGGCGGAGACGGAGGACGAGGAGGAGAGGCGGCGCACCCACAACGUGAUGGAGCGGCAGCGGCGCAACGAGCUGAAGAACUGCUUCAUGCGCCUCCGCGACAACGUGCCGGAGCUGUCGCACAACGACAAGGCGUCCAAGGUGGUGAUCCUUAAGAAGGCCAGAGACUGUAUUUACAACCUUGAGGACGAGGGCCACCGGCUGCAGAGCAAGCGGGAGAGACUCCGAGCCAAACAGGAAGAGCUGAAAGCCCGGCUGGAAAAGCUCCACAGCUAAUGGACCCGGGGAGGGAGGGGGGGGGGGGGGGACUACGGGCUGCAUUUUUAGCCAUGUAUAGACAUUGUGUGAUCGGGAGGAGGAGGAGGGAGAGACUUUGUACAAAGACAGAGGGAUGGGGCGGCGAUAACGGACGGCGUGUCAUGCUGAAAAAAAAAGAAGCGCACAAAGUUGGACAUUUCAAAAUACUUUACGGUAACGAGGGGGUCCGGAGCGAGUCGACCCGCCGCCGUUGCCGAGGACGGACACAACACACUCAUUGCCUCAGAGCUGAUCAUUCUCAUGCCUUGACUGCUGACUGUUGUAGAACGUAGGACGAUUGUUUUUUUCAAGGACAAAGCAAAAAAUAUAUAUAUUUUAAAGUUGUUUUUUUUAUAUAGUUUGGCUGGACGCACACUGAAAAAAAAGUAUAAAGUACAACACAUCCCUUUGUAAAUCGUUUGUUUCCUGAUGUCGUUCCCAUUUGGAGGAGUUUUUUUUAUCUUUACACGCCGUGAUGACACGAGAGGCGGGACGCGCCCGUCGGGUCAGAUUAACGGAAGGAAGCCGGCGUCACUGCAGCUCAGCAGUCGCAACGAAACUUGAAUAUUGUUUUCAGGAUGUCUUAUAGCCAUACUAACCAGUGAUCCCUCCGCUCUGACUGUGUGUGGCGGCUUUUGAAGUGAUUCUGGUCGACGGCGGCGGCGGUGCUGUUUUUUUUCUCGUUUCCAGCUAAAUUCCAGUUCUAAUCUUCUUCAUUUUAAUUUAAAUUCAGUGUGCGUUCAGCCGUGUCUGGCCUCAGGCGGACCCUCGGGCCCAACUACCACUCUUGUUAUCAGGUUAUUGUGUGUUAACGACAAUACUGUAUUGACCAGGUUUGAUACUGUACUCGUAACAAUAAUGCUCGGCAAUCGGGUUCAGUUCACCAGCAAGUUCACUCACUACAGUGUGUGUAUGUGCGCGUGUGUGAGCGUGCGUGAGCGUAUGUGUGUAUGCUGACAACGGAAAUCAGUUUGUUUCGUCAUUAAAUGAAAUGUUUUAAAAACUCGAUCGUAGCCAUAUUGAACAUCCUUCAGGUUUUUUGCGGAGACUGGACCAGAGGGUGAACUGAGCCCGCGCCGCUUUUCGCUGUUGUAGCAAAAAAAUUUAGCCAAAGUUGUCGGGGACAGGAAAAACCUCGGAGGGGGGAAAUAUUUGGUUCUUCCCAUUGUCUGCGGGCCAACGGUUCUGACUGGAGGAAGCCAGUGUUCAAACGGCGAUACUGUGACGUUUACAGGAACUGUCAACAUUUUUAUUUUUAAUUAAAAGAUGAUCAUUAUCCAGUGGAAAUCGCUUUAAUCGUUGUUUUGGUUUAUCAGACCUUUUGAAAUCUAAAUACUACAAUAUACAAACAAAUUGUUGUUUUUAUACAGUGGAAUUAAUUUGUCCCAAUACAAAAGUUACAUGAAUGAGGGGCCACUGACUUGUAAUCAACAUUCCCCUUGUUUUUAAGAAGUUUGGACGUUUCCCUCCGCCUGGCGGCCAUUUUGUGCCGCCGGUCUGGCUCGGUUGUGAAGGUUUGAACUGCCCGAGGUCGUACGUGUUCUCCAGGUUCACCUGUUGUUGUAUCCGUUUGAAUAUCAGGUGUUUUGUUGAACUUGUACUUUGGGCUGGAUCUGAAGUUUGAAACGCCAAUAAUGGGGGUUGGAUAUUUAAAGGAAUGCCGUUUUUAUUGCUGAAUCUCGUUCUAUCUAUUAUUGCCAACGUUAUCAAUUAAUGUGCUGGGGUUUUUUUGUUUUUCUUUUGUAAUGAUGAUGCACAGCGCUUUGCCCGUUUUGUGUGUCGGACGUCUUAAGAUGCAUCCCGUUAUUACAAAAUAAGAGUUCUUCCUCCUUCAGACUGAGUGUACUUGAACAGGUUGGUAGGAAUAAGGAGAAAAGAGGAAAAUGUUCCUCGUUUUCUUUAUUUCUUUAUGUCGCUGUCUUGUUAAAACCUCCCUUACUUCUUCCAACACGGAAGCCUCGGCUUCUUGGGUUUUCUCUUCCAGACUUUUUGUUGUUGUCGUUCUGUUUGUGACUAAACUGCCUUUCUGAAGAAGCUCUCUGGGUUUUAACGAGACAGCGGGGGUGAUUUUUCUUGUUUUUUGUUCCUAGCAUCAUAAAACCUACCUCCACCUGGCUGCAGUCUGGCCUGUAAUGCGUUUUUUUUUUUUGUGGUUUAAAUAUUGUACAGAUUUUGUAAAAUAAAAAAUGUUUUAUGUAAAUAGUUUUGUUUGUAUCAUAAAUUAUUUUAGCCUUUUAUUUUUCUUAGUUUGUUUUGAAUUUUAAGGAUUCUAAAAGAAAUGUCAUGUUCUUUACCAAGCAGCACUUUUCUUUUUUUUAAAUGAUGUAAUUAAAGAAUGAAUGGGAGUUCAA